AUGGAUUAUGUUGAAGAGGUGUUCCAAACCACACGAAGAGGCAUAGAAGAGGGAACACUGGAUGAUUUCCGAAGGGAGCUUACAGACAUGACGCCAGAUUUCAUGAACAGAAUGCUAGAAAGACAGCCAAGAGAGGAAGCCAUAAUGAAGCGUGAUCAGCRAAAAUCAAUGACKGUCCAAGAUSUUCCACCAACUACACAACAGAUUACUAAAGUUUUGACAAAAUUAUCUAAGGAAAGUGGCGGUGAGGUAUUGACACCAUGGAUAAAACCUUGUAGUAACCACCUUUACUGGAGUGCUUGCUCUACACAUGAUGGCAAUGGCGAAGUUAUGUGGGCAAAAUUCAAGAGCUAUCUUGAUCACAUUGUUAACAAACAUGAAGGUCUAGAUAACCCAUUAUUUGACAGGUGUCAUCAUGGAAGGGAUAUUCCACACAGAGAGUGGUUGACGAGAGAUUUAGUGGUGUAUGAGAAGCUGGUAAAAGAACUGACCAAGACAAAUCUAGAGAAGGCAAUCAAGAAGGCAUCUCCCAUUGCUCAAACUAGCUGCCUAGAGGGGUUUCACUCCGUGGUCAACCAGUUUGCGCCAAAAAUGAUUGCUUACUCCUAUGCUGGGAUGUAUUGCAGGCAUGUAUUAGCAGUUCUUCACUUCAAUUCCAACCUUCAGAGGGAGGUCAGACAACUUGAUGGUGGUCAAAAGCAAGUAAAAGUCAUAUGGCCAAAAUUUAAGAACGGGGAAGCCACAGUGCGAGAUGUACGAAUUGAGCCAAAUUUUGAUUAUGUUGAAGAGGUGUUCCAAACCACACGAAGAGGCAUAGAAGAGGGAACACUGGAUGAUUUCCGAAGGGAGCUUACAGACAUGACGCCAGAUUUCAUGAACAGAAUGCUAGAAAGACAGCCAAGAGAGGAAGCCAUAAUGAAGCGUGAUCAGCGAAAAUCAAUGACUGUCCAAGAUGUUCCACCAACUACA
This is a messenger RNA of Exaiptasia diaphana, 969 nucleotides long. RefSeq lists its product as uncharacterized. The record is from RefSeq and is a predicted model, not a curated record. The transcript is spliced from 6 exons. Lineage: Eukaryota; Metazoa; Cnidaria; Anthozoa; Actiniaria; Aiptasiidae. The annotation marks the transcript as partial.